GUAAAUUGACGUGGGUCGGGUAUAGACAGAUUGACACUGUCAACGAAACAUCAGCAUGAGCGGAGGAGGAGCACCGGAUUUGCUGCUUGGGAUUGUGGAGGCGCGGAAGGUGCAUGUAGAAGACGCGAAGAAGACGACCAGCGCUCAGGACCUGCGCGACAAGAUCGCGGUGUACGAAGGCAAGCAUGGGCCAGCGGUGUCCAUCGUCGAGAAAAUUCGACAGAGCGCGCCAAAGAUCGCUGUGGCAGCCGAGUUCAAGCGAGCUAGUCCUAGCAAAGGGGACAUUGCGGUCGAUGCCGACGCUGCGGAACAAGCCAUGCUGUAUGCGCAAGGCGGGGCGAGCGUAAUCUCCGUCUUGACGGAACCCGCGCGGUUCAAGGGGUCCUUGGACGACAUGCUGGACGUGGCGCUCAAGGUGGAGACGUUGGGCCGCGCCCGUCGGCCAGCCGUCCUUCGAAAGGACUUCAUCUUCGACACGUACCAAGUGCUCGAAGCCCGAGCGUACGGCGCGGACAGUCUGCUGCUGAUUGUAGCCAUAUUGACUCUGCCGGAAUUGACGGCGCUGUUGGCGGCAAGCCGGGAGCUGGGCAUGGAGCCGCUCGUGGAAGUGAACAACGAACACGAGCUUGAUGUAGCCAUUGAGGCCGGUGCCAAACUCAUUGGCGUCAACAACCGCAAUUUGCGCACGUUCAAGUUGGAUUUGAACACGACCGUGGACAUUGCGCAUGCGAUUCGACGCCGAGGAAUUCCUCUGGAAGGCCCGGAGAGCGUUCUUUUACUGGCACUUAGUGGGGUAUUUACACGGGCCGAUGCGCUUAAAUUCGAAGAGUGCGGCGCGCACGGAGUGUUGGUCGGUGAAAUGCUCAUGCGGUGCCACAACGUCAAGGAUAUGAUUCAAGAACUCAAGGGCGUGACGACGUACCACCACAAAACCCUUGUGAAAACAUGUGGUAUCACCGACGCCGCGACUGCGUUGGUAGCUGCCAAGCACGGCGCCAACUUGAUUGGCAUCAUUUUCGUAUCCAAUUCCCCUCGGAACGUCCAUCUGGACACCGCCGUGGACAUCGUCCAAGUCGUGAGAAAGUUCGGCGAACGGUCUUCUCGAGUGCCUAUCGAAUUGGACGAACUUGAAGUGCCACCGUCGUCUUCUCUGGAUUCCAUCACGGGUUGGUUCCAGUCACAUGCCAAGAAACUGUCGGCCGCGAGUGCCCGCACCCCGCUCGUGGUUGGGGUGUUUCAAAACCAAUCCGUCGAGUACAUGAACGACGUGGCCGAAAAGGUGGGGUUGGAUUUGAUUCAAUUGCACGGCGACGAAGGCUUUGAAGUGUGUCGACAACUGAUUGUACCGGCGAUUCGCGUGGUGCAUUUGCCAGGCUUUCACACUGGUGGGAGUGUCAACGUCGAAGCUAUCAAGGAGAACGUCCAGGCUGGCUACGCGGUCGCGAUCUUGUUGGAUACCGCAAUCAAAGGCCAAAUGGGUAUAAAUGCAUCAUACAUAUACUAUGAAGUAUAUAAAUAUAAGUACAAUACAUACCUCCUUUCGAUCGAUGAGAUUAAUUUGCAGAUAUAUAUAAACAUGCCCCAAGGAUUUAUUUUUUCCAAGUAGAAUGAUUUUUUUAUUAAAAUUUCUUUGUAUAUAAAAAAGAGAAUGUAAUUUUUUUGCAUACACACGUUUUCAUCACUAAUAUUAUUCUAUGAAGUAUAUCGAUAUAACAAUUCUUUUAUUAAUAUCGAUAUAACUAUUCCCCGUGUGGUUUAUAAUCAGGUGGCACGGGCGCCGUAUUUGACUGGAGUAUCGCUGCGAGCUUUGACCAGGCAGGGAUUCCGUGCUUGAUGGCGGGAGGUCUGACGCCGCUGAAUGUGGCGCGCGCGAUCCAAGUGGCGACGCCGUUGGGGGUGGACGUGAGCUCCGGUCUUGAAGACGGGACCCCUGGCGUUAAGAACCAUUUGAAAGUGCAGCAGUUCAUUCGCAAUGUGGUGCAGCCGCCCUUGUCGAGUCUGGACAGCGUCGACGAAGACACGUUUGCCGAAAAGUAGACGAGAAUGGCAGGCCGCCGCUUGAUUUGUAUCCAAGGUCACCAGUCUGUUGUAGAUAAUGCAUGCCUCCUGUGAACAAGAGUAACACUCGACCCCGUCUUAGUGUUAAGUAGUAGUGCUUGUAUAGUAUAAAUGCUUGCCUGGGAUAAUGGUG
This is a messenger RNA of Aphanomyces astaci, 2191 nucleotides long. RefSeq lists its product as hypothetical. The transcript has 11 exons. Gene Ontology annotation, molecular function: indole-3-glycerol-phosphate synthase activity; phosphoribosylanthranilate isomerase activity. NCBI's taxonomy places the organism in Eukaryota, Oomycota, Saprolegniomycetes, Saprolegniales, Verrucalvaceae. The coding region runs from base 56 to 1606 and encodes 516 amino acids. Gene Ontology annotation, biological process: L-tryptophan biosynthetic process. The record is from RefSeq and is a predicted model, not a curated record.